This is a messenger RNA of Suhomyces tanzawaensis NRRL Y-17324, 2733 nucleotides long. RefSeq names its product Stv1p (gene STV1). Gene Ontology annotation, cellular component: vacuolar proton-transporting V-type ATPase, V0 domain; fungal-type vacuole membrane; vacuolar proton-transporting V-type ATPase complex. The transcript has a single exon. Gene Ontology annotation, molecular function: ATPase binding; proton-transporting ATPase activity, rotational mechanism. Gene Ontology annotation, biological process: vacuolar acidification; proton transmembrane transport. NCBI's taxonomy places the organism in Eukaryota, Fungi, Ascomycota, Pichiomycetes, Serinales, Debaryomycetaceae. The record is from RefSeq and is a predicted model, not a curated record. The coding region runs from base 1 to 2733 and encodes 910 amino acids.
AUGCUGACGCUUCCGCCUCCCGACGAGGCCAUCUUCAGGUCGGCCCCCAUGACCCUCGUCCAGUUCUACCUCACCAUAGAACUUGCUCGUGAUGUUGUCAAUGCCUUGGGAUGUCUCGGCAAUGUCCACUUCCGAGACCUCAACUCCAAACUCACCCCGUUCCAGAGAACAUUCAUCACCGAAUUGCGGUCUGUCGAUGCUGCCGAGGCCAAAUUGACGUAUCUCUACGAUGUGAUGGUUAAACACAACAUCACCAACAUCGCCAGCGUGACGCCAGGGUUGCCAUUGGCGUCAGCGUCUGAAAUGGACGACAUCAAGCAGAAGGUGGAGUACUUCCACGAACGCAUCCAACACUUGGAGGAGUCGUACACGUCGUUGGACAGCCAGAAGUCCAGUCUUUUGGAGAACAGAUACGUGGUGACAGCACUCAACGAGUUCCACGGAUCGGAGUUGGUCAACCCGUCUGACGUCUUCGAGAUCGGAUCCGACGACGACGACGAUGACGAUGGUGUGGCCUUGUUGAACAACAAUAACCACAGCUUGGAGCUCGGCCGUGAUCCAGGUACUGCUGAAGCUUUGGAAGCAGGCUUCAAUGCCAUUCUGGGCGCCAUCGAAACCGACAAGAUCGCAGUGUUGCGCAAGAUCUUGUGGAGAACCCUCCGUGGUAACUUAUACUUCCACGACAUACCCAUCCGGGAGAAAUUGACCAAGGAGGGCACCUCUGAACCUGUGGCAAAAAGUGUAUUUGUGAUAUACAUCCACGGUGACUUCUUGAGGGCCCGUGUCCGCAAGAUCAUCCAGUCCUUAGAUGGUAAGAUCUACGAUAAUGUCAACGGUGGCCAGCUGCUCAGGUCUGCCACAUUGAGUGAUUUGAACCAGCAGAUCGGGAACCUCGACACAAUUGUCGAAACCACUCUGAACCACUUGAUAACGGAAUUGCGUAUCUUCCAAGAGGUCUACCCCGAGUACGCCUUUGCCAUCCAGAGGGAAAAAUUGAUAUACCUGACAUUGAACAAGUUUGACGAGGACAGCACUAGAAGGUGUUUGGUGGGGGAGGGGUGGAUCCCCAAAUCAGAAUUCGAAAACGUCCGCCAAACAUUGAAGCAAUUGAUCAGAGAUAGGACCCACCAAGCUACUCCUUCAUCUCAAGAAUCAAUUGAGCUCAGCAACGAAUCUCAAAAUCGACCACCCUCUCCUGACAACUUUGAUAUCACUAGCCUUGACAGUGAAGAUUUCGGGUCGCUCAUAGCUGUGGUAAAUGAAUUGUCAACAACUAGAACACCACCAACUUACCACAAAACAAACAAGUUCACAGCUGCAUUUCAGUCUAUUAUUGAUGCAUACGGUAUAGCAACUUACCAGGAAGUCAACCCAGGUCUUGCCACCAUCAUAACAUUUCCAUUCAUGUUCGCUAUUAUGUUCGGUGAUCUUGGUCAUGGGUUAAUUGUCUUCUUGAUCAGUUUGUAUCUCAUUAAAAACGAGAUCAAUUUUGCAGCAAUCAGAAACAAAGACGAGAUUUUUGAGAUGGCUUUCAACGGAAGAUACAUUAUCCUUCUAAUGGGAUUCUUUUCCAUGUAUACUGGACUUAUCUACAACGAUAUUUUCUCUAAAUCUAUGACAUUAUUCAAGUCUGGUUGGGAAUGGGAAUUUCCAAAAGACUAUGACCCUAAGAAUCCAGUCGCCAUGGUUGCAAAGAAAAUAGUCGGGAAAACAUAUAUCUUUGGCCUUGAUUGGGCCUGGCAUGGUGCAGAAAAUAAUUUAUUGUUCACCAACUCGUACAAGAUGAAAUUAUCGAUUCUUUUGGGAUAUGUGCAUAUGAAUUAUUCCCUUUUUUUCAGUUUGGUCAAUUACAGAUUCUUUAAGUCCAGGGUUGAUAUCAUUGGUAACUUUAUUCCUGGGUUUUUGUUUAUGCAAAGUAUAUUCGGAUACUUGUCAUUGACCAUUUUAUACAAAUGGACUCAAGACUGGCUUGGCACAGGAAGACAACCCCCAGGGUUGCUUAAUAUGCUUAUCAACAUGUUUUUAUCUCCAGGAUCCGUGGAUGAACCACUUUAUGCUGGCCAGAAAUUCAUUCAGGUGGUUUUGGUGUUGAUUGCAUUGGCUUGUGUCCCUUGGUUGUUGAUCUACAAACCAUUGACUUUGAAAUGGCAAAAUGAUAGAGCAGUGAAGUUGGGUUACAGUGAUCUUCAUUCUCUUCACGAGCACUCCUUACAAAUUCAUGAAGAGGAGCAAGCAAUUGCAUUGGAAAACGAGCUCAAUUAUGAUCCACCACAAGAUCUGGGUGAACUGAAUGAAGAUUACCGAUUUCCAAAUGAUAUUGAACCAUUGCAUCAUAAUUCUGCUUCGCAUGGAGACGGUCCCGACUUCAAUCUUGGCGACAUUGUCAUCCACCAGGUAAUUCACACCAUUGAGUUCUGCUUAAAUUGUGUUAGUCACACUGCCUCUUAUUUGAGGUUGUGGGCGUUGUCAUUGGCUCAUUCCCAAUUGUCCACCGUUCUAUGGUCGAUGACCAUCCAAAAUGCCUUCGGUGCUACUGGAAAGUUUGGUAUUUUUAUGACUGUAAUGUUGUUCGGUUUGUGGUUUAUUCUCACAAUCUGUAUUUUGGUAUUGAUGGAAGGCACAUCUGCCAUGUUGCAUUCGUUGAGACUUCAUUGGGUUGAGGCAAUGUCCAAGUUCUUUGUGGGAGAAGGAUAUGCAUACGAGCCCUUUAGUUUCAAUGAGAUCGAUAUAUAG